AGACCGGGCAGGCGGGCCCGCCCGGACGGUUUUGGGCGCGGAACGCUGACGGCGUGGGGAUGUGUUCCCAGCCGGGGCGAGUGGCCGAGCAGAGCCGGGCUCUGAGCGCUGCGAACGUCGGGCGCCUUGGAAACAGACGGAAGCCGGGAGGGAGCGGCGGCGGCGGGAAGAGGAGAAGGAGGAGGAGGAUGCUGAGCCCUGAGCGGCUCUCGCUGCCGGGUCCCGAGUACCUGGCUCAAAGACAUGUCCUCACAUACAUGGAGGAUGCAGUGAGCCAGCUGCUGGAGAACAGAGAAGAUAUUAGUCAGUAUGGCAUUGCCAGGUUCUUCACUGAAUAUUUUAACAGUGUGCGUCAAGGAACACACAUCUUGUUCCGUGAGUUCAGCUUUGUUCAAGCUACGCCUCAUAACAGGGCAUCUUUUCUUCGGACCUUCUGGAGGUGUUUCCGAACAGUGGGGAAAAAUGGAGAUUUGCUGACAGCACAGGAAUACCACUGCCUGCUGCAGCUGCUCUGCCCUGAUUUCCCAAUGGAACUCGCUCAGAAAGCAGCAAGGAUUGUGCUGAUGGAUGAUGCUAUGGAUUGCCUGAUGUCUUUCUCCGAUUUCCUUUUUGCUUUCCAGAUCCAGUUCUACUACUCAGAAUUCCUGGAAAGUGUGGCUGUCAUUUACCAAGAUCUACUGGCUGGUAAGAAUCCAAAUACUGUGAUUGUGCCAACAUCAUCCUCUGGGCAACAUCGACAGCGCCAACUCCCAGAUGACUGCAGCCCGCUUGAUGGGGUAGAGGCAUUUCUCUUCUACCAGUGCCUGGAGUCCUUGUGUGACAGAUCAAAAUACAGCUGUCCACCUUCUGCUCUUAUGAAGGAAAUGUUGAGUAGUGCACAGCGAAUGACCUUCUAUGGAUUCCUUAUGGCACUUUCAAAGGAUCAGGGGAUCAACAGAGCCCUAGGGGCUUUGCCAGAUAAGGGAGACUUGUUUCUGGACCCUGCCAUGGAUCAGGAACUUGAUAAAUUCAUUUGUCUUUUCUCUUUCAGGGUAGCUCAGGUUUCAGGGCUUUCUGUUUCCGGUCCCACCAGCUCCGGCGGGGACACGGCUAAUUUGCCUGUCCGUAACUCACCCAGGAUUAACUCUCCCUGGAAACCUCUACACCAUCAGCAAAAAAUGGACGCUGAGAGCGAAGGCUCCAAUGGAGAGACAGACUCCUCUGAGAACUGAUGGUUGUGAGGAUGGGCACCAUUCCCAUCUUGGGUUUCUCCAGAACCCACUAGAGGAACAGCACCUCCUCCCACAGCACCUGCUUUGAUGGUGGGUUCUGUCCACAUCACUAGUGUGCGCGCAGCUCUGCCAGUCCCUAUUACCAGGUCCACCCGUCUCUUCCCAGGAAGAACCCUGCCUUUUUCCUAGCUCCAGAUUCGUGCAGGAAUAGCUCCUCUGCAGAAGCCAUUUCCAGCUGCAGAGUUAUGCUACCCUCUGCUGGCACUCAAGACCAACCAGCAGACGCGAACUCUACCUCCACUUGGAAAUACCUGGGAAUUCUCUCACUGGGACUCUCCAUCCAGUUCAGCAGGUGCUGGAGCAGUGGGAGUGCUAGGGCAGGCCACUUGCCGGUGAUUUGCUGUGUAACUGCGUUCAGACUCAGCCUAGACAACAGAGUGGUUAAAUUGCCAGCGGCAGCUCUGCACUCAUGCUCAAUUAUAGUUAUGCCCAGUAAAGCUGCACCUGCGUAUGAUCAAAGGUAUAGAAGUUCCUAGAAAAGAAGGGGUUAGGUAUUGCCAUGCCACCUGUCUCUGCUUCCUCCUCCAUGUCUCCACGACUUGCCAAAGCAAAUAUAGCAAAUAAGCUAGACAGCAGUAAGUACUGCAUGGUGCUGUCUGUCUGGCUCCUGUGCUCUGCUGAGUUCCCUUGUGAGGCUUCCCACUGCCUCCAACAGGGUUUUAAGGUCAUUUGGAAAAGCAAGCUUCAGAGACAUUAGAGGAGCAAGAGUCUUCAAAUUCUUUGGCCACAGGUGGUGUGCCUUGCAGACAUAUAGCGCAUCUGCUGGGGUCAGGUGGGCAGAAGCACUGGGGAGAAAGCAGCAGUUAUCAAAUGAGGCCUGGGUAAUUUUUGGUAAAUAUUGGCCUUGUUGUAGCAUCAUAGUGUAGCCCUUAUGACUACAGAAAGUAGCAUCUCAUUGUGUUAAUGGUAACUAACUCAGCAGUCUGGACUCUACGGCCCCAAACACUUUGUCUAGCCCCGCUCCUGUGCCUCAGCUUGCAUUAAUUAUUUCUUGGGGAACUUUAGUUUCUCUUGAGCCUUUGGGAGCCUCUUUGCUCUUGUUCAUAAAACUCUGCAGUGUGGCCUACUAAGAGCUGGUAACCCAGAGCUUAGAGCGGCCCUAAGCUGAGCAGCUUCAACACAUGCUGGAGCUAGUAAGACUAAUCCCAUAACUACCGCUGAGCCUGUACCCCAGCCCCACCUGCAGCGGUACCAGGAGGGGUUACUCAUUCAUUUUAUUUUAUUGACGCGCUCACUAACCACGCUUUCUCUCCCAGCCACCAGCGAGUGACUGCGCCAACCGGGCAAUAAAGCACGCUGCCUCGGGCCA
Molecule: messenger RNA, 2580 nt
Organism: Phalacrocorax carbo (great cormorant)
Lineage: Eukaryota; Metazoa; Chordata; Aves; Suliformes; Phalacrocoracidae
Source: RefSeq, a predicted model, not a curated record